AUGUCGCAGACCCAGCCGUCCACACAGCAAGUUCUUGACCCGCGUCGGUUGGGGCGGAACAACUCGGGACUCAACGAUGGCGACAUUGCCGAUGUGCUUGUAAUACUGCACCCUGCUACGCCAUCUGCAAUUAAGAUUGUCGAGAACACGGCAGAGUCCCGUCCUCAGCACGUUCUAUUCCGCAACUCUCUCGACCCCAACUCGAUGAAUGCAUCUAUAGUCGAUAUUGAGGAACAGGAAACGAUCAUCAUAAAUGGCAAUGGAGACAGAGUAGGCCAAAGCUCGAGGGCAGGCGCCGACCUUGCUCUGCGUAUGUCCUCAGCGAAUACUCUACGAUUCAAAGAACUGGGCUUCAUCUUCGGACGAAACCCAAACAGUGCCGAUGUUGUAUUUGGUCAAGAUUCUGGCAAGCGCAUCAGCAACCAACAUUUUCGUGUUUAUCUCAAUCUAGACGGUAUACUGAUGGUAGAAGACCUGUCAACUAACGGCACCAUCGUCGACGAUCAGCUGCUGAAGCAAAAGGACAGUCGUUUCGGCAAGAUUCGUAUGAUCGGCUCAGGAUCCAUCAUCUGCAUACAGAGCUCUAACGACGCCGAAAUGAUCAAGUUCAUUGUCCGUGUACCUUCCCGUGUGUCGCAUUCCGAUCGCUUCCGAGAGAACCUUCAGCGAUAUAUUGCCGACUGCGCAAAAGGCGAGGACAAGACCAAAGUUGCGCAGCGCAUCGGUAAGAACUAUGGUGGCCCAACGAUGAAAUGGGAUGGUGGCAUGAACUACAACAUUGUUGGUAUCAUCGGCAAAGGCGCGUUCGCAACAGUACACCUGUUAGCCACUAAAAUGGAGGGCAAGCUUCUUGCAGCAAAAGAGCUAGAAAAGCGUCGUUUCAUGAAGAAUGGACAGCUGGACAAGAAAAUCGACAACGAGAUGAGAAUAAUGCAGGGGCUGCGACAUCCAAACAUUGUCGAGUUUGUCGAAUACCACGACCAAGGCGACUACCUGUACAUCAUCAUGGAAUACGUGCGCCAUGGCGACCUCCAGGCAUACCUCAAUCAGAACGGCCCAAUGAGCGAGAGACUGGUCCGAGCCAUCGGCCAGCAGAUCCUGGGUGCCCUGACCUACCUCCAUCGCUCACAGAUCACACAUCGCGAUAUCAAGCCGGACAAUAUUCUCAUCUCUGAUGUCGAUCCACUCAAAGUCAAGCUAUCGGAUUUCGGCCUUUCAAAAGUCGUCAAACACGAGGAGACUUUCCUCAAAACGUUCUGUGGAACUCUGUUGUAUUGCGCUCCUGAGGUCUUUCCCGACUUUGGAGAGUCCAAAGGCACCAAGCGACGAAGAGGAGCGAAGCAAUUCCACCAGUAUAGUUCGUCCGUGGAUAUCUGGUCAUUUGGCGGCGUUUUAUGGUAUGCCUUGUGUGGCGAGCCGCCAUUCAAGGGUAUUGCCGAUGCCACUGGCCAGGCCAUGUACAACAACAUUACUACUACCCCACUGAAGCCUACAGCACUUGAAAAAGUGGGAGUAUCAGCUCCAUGCAUCGACCUUCUUAUGCAAAUGCUCCAGAUAGACCCUUCUGAGAGACCUGACGCCCGCGCUUGUCUCAGUCAUCCCUGGUUGAAGGAUGGCGCCGCAAUUCCACCUGACCCAGCACUUCAAUCCAUUGUUGAAGAGGAAGAAGAGGAGGCCGAAUCACAACUGUCUCAAUUGAGCAUCGGGGACGAACUUGAAGAAGAUGAGAUACCCGAGUCGGAAGACGAAGCGGAUGUAGAUGACGAGCUGCUUGCGCUUGUCGGGGAAAGCAGAAAACCGAAGCGCAUACGUGCAGAUCCUCUUUACCCUCGCAAUCAGGUGCGCGACCAUGAUGAGGAAUCAAGCGCCGAAGCUUCCUUCCAAUCCGACCGUGUCAUCGACGAGGAAGAGAGUUUUAAAGUCAUGCCCACGCCUCGGCAACCACGACUCUUUGGUGAGAUUGGCCAGUCUGCUUUGCAAAGCUCCGGCAUCCUGCAAGAUCAUGCACAAGAAGCGCUCUCCCAACCGGACCUCACUGGCUCCGACUACCGUGAUAGUGCGCCUAUCUUUAGCCAUACUACAGGUGGUGCGGAGCGCGAGAUACCCUUCAGUGCUCCUCCACAUCUUGACAGAGCUUUCUCUUCGCCUAGCCUUCUGGGUACUGAGUCUCUCGUGCGAGAGUUGUACAUGACCUCUCCAGCCUCGCCUGGCUCUGGGGUCUACAGUCCAAACGAACCAGCCACACCCCGAACGCCGGAUGUCCCUCAGCACAAUUCACUUGAGCAAUCUUCUCGAUUUGCCAGUCAGAUUAGCGAGCCAACACCAAAAGCUCGACCAUCUGCGUCAAAUCGCCAGAUUAGCCUCCCUGUGACAGCUUCCUACUACUACGAUCCCCUCGAUCCAAAUACGCACAACUUGGAGCACGCAUCGCGAGUUAGUGGGUUCGAUUUUGUUGGUGCUCAAAAAGAGGCAACAGCUGGCGCCUCCGCCUAUGAAGAAACAACACGAGGGUCAAAUGCAAGCAGCAGUUUUGCAAGUGGGUCACAAAUAGGUGAGGCGCAAGCUUCAUCACCAUCUGCAGAAGUACCCUCAUUGCCAGCUGAGCUUGACAUCAGACCUCCGCCCAGACGCUUGGGCAAGCUGGUAGCGACUGCUGAUUCUUUCGUGCCAAGCCUUGUGCUUAAUAUUGACAAAAGCAAGACAUCUUGGGGACGACUUGCAAACAAUACAAUUGUGUACGAUCAGAGCCGAGACACCCGCAUUCCAAAGACGGCCUUCAUCAUCUUCUGGUACUCAUCGGGUGGCGAUAGUGCUGAGACGGUGCAGCAAUUAUCACAGAGAAACAAAGAUUGGACAAGCCUCGAGAGAUUGAAUGUGGGCAUCUGGACAUGCGCAACACACGGCAUCUCGGUCAACGGCAAGCACCUCAAGCAAAAGGACGAAAAAGGAAGAGCUCUGUUUGGACAUCUUCACACAGGUGAUAUAAUCCAGGUGUAUCAGGACUCGCGUGGCACAGAAUGCCUCAAGUUUCGCUGCGAGUUCUAUCUAGGUUCUGGCAAAGAUCCAAGGAUCACUAACCAAAGUUUCGAAGUCCUCAGGCAAUAG
Molecule: messenger RNA, 3105 nt
Organism: Boeremia exigua
Lineage: Eukaryota; Fungi; Ascomycota; Dothideomycetes; Pleosporales; Didymellaceae
Exons: 3
Coding region: 1-3105 (1034 amino acids)
Biological process (GO): peptidyl-serine phosphorylation; autophagy
Cellular component (GO): cytoplasm
Molecular function (GO): ATP binding; protein serine/threonine kinase activity; protein binding
Source: RefSeq, a predicted model, not a curated record